This is a messenger RNA of Mus caroli (Ryukyu mouse), 5053 nucleotides long. RefSeq names its product sterile alpha motif domain containing 8 (gene Samd8). Gene Ontology annotation, cellular component: endoplasmic reticulum membrane; Golgi membrane; plasma membrane. Gene Ontology annotation, molecular function: sphingomyelin synthase activity; ceramide cholinephosphotransferase activity; protein binding. Gene Ontology annotation, biological process: ceramide biosynthetic process. The record is from RefSeq and is a predicted model, not a curated record. Lineage: Eukaryota; Metazoa; Chordata; Mammalia; Rodentia; Muridae.
CCCCGCCUCCCGAAGCAGUUCCGGUUCGGCUGGCCGCUGCUGGCGGCACGGCUCCGAAGGGGCCGGAGCGAUGCCCGCUGGUAGCCGAGCCGGCUCCCGCCUGCGCUCCGGCUCCCUGCCCCGGCCUUCGCGUCUGCCUCUCGAGGCGUUGCGCCCCGCCUACGCGCCGAGGACCCCCGACUCCGACGGCGCCUUAGACACCGGCUCCGAGCUGGGUCCCGGCAGCCCGGCUCCCACCGCGGAGGAAGUGGAGAAAGAAAUGGCAGGUCCUAGUCAACUCUGCAUUCGCCGCUGGACUACCAAGCAUGUGGCUGUGUGGCUGAAGGACGAAGGUUUCUUUGAGUAUGUGGACAUUUUAUGCAACAAGCACCGCCUUGAUGGAAUCACGUUGCUCACGCUGACUGAAUAUGAUCUCCGUUCUCCUCCUCUGGAAAUCAAAGUCCUAGGAGACAUUAAACGGUUAAUGCUCUCAGUCCGAAAAUUGCAGAAAAUACAUAUUGAUGUUUUGGAAGAGAUGGGCUACAACAGUGACAGUCCUAUGAGUCCCAUGACUCCAUUCCUUAGUGCUCUUCAGAGUGCAGACUGGCUCUGUAACGGAGAGCCCACUCACAGCUGUGAUGGGCCCAUCCCUGACUUGAGUUCUGAUCAGUACCAGUACAUGAAUGGCAAAAACAAACAUUCUGCUCGAAGACUGGACCCAGAGUACUGGAAGACCAUCCUGAGUUGUGUAUAUGUCUUUAUAGUAUUUGGGUUUACGUCUUUCAUUAUGGUUAUCGUUCAUGAGCGAGUGCCUGACAUGCAGACCUACCCACCACUCCCAGAUAUAUUCCUGGACAGUGUUCCUAGGAUCCCGUGGGCCUUCUCCAUGACUGAAGUGUGUGGCGUGAUUCUGUGCUACAUUUGGAUCCUGGUUCUCCUUCUUCACAAGCACAGGUCGAUCCUUCUGCGAAGGCUCUGUAGUCUGAUGGGCACUGUAUUCUUGCUUCGCUGCUUUACCAUGUUUGUGACCUCCCUCUCCGUGCCAGGACAGCACCUGCAGUGUACUGGAAAGAUAUAUGGAAGUGUGUGGGAGAAACUACGACGGGCAUUUGCCAUCUGGAGCGGCUUUGGAAUGACUCUGACUGGCGUCCACACUUGUGGAGACUACAUGUUCAGUGGCCACACAGUUGUUCUAACCAUGCUGAAUUUCUUUGUCACAGAGUAUACACCAAGAAGCUGGAAUUUCUUGCACACUCUAUCCUGGGUUCUCAACCUCUUUGGAAUCUUCUUCAUCUUGGCUGCCCAUGAACACUAUUCCAUUGACGUGUUUAUUGCCUUUUAUAUCACAACAAGACUCUUUCUGUACUACCACACUCUGGCUAACACCAGGGCGUACCAUCAGAGUAGGAGGGCGAGGAUUUGGUUUCCUAUGUUUUCUUUCUUUGAAUGCAAUGUUAAUGGCACAGUACCUAAUGAAUAUUGUUGGCCAUUUUCUAAACCAGCAAUAAUGAAAAGACUAAUUGGAUGAAGACUCUCUCUCUGUAAUGAGUUUGUUGUUAAAUAUACAGUAGUUAUGGAAUGAAAAUGAAUACUUUGUCCCAGGCUCCUGGAUACGUUGCAUUUGGCUUCUGUGUUGACAGGUUUCCCGUUCUGAGAAAGGCCGUGACUGUAAAACUCAAGAAAGAACACACAAGACUCCUUAUCUAGCUGUUUGAAUGGAGAGGUCAUGGGAAGAGUUUCCGCCCCUCACUGUAGGAAGACCCAGCGGGGUGAUGUCAGGCCGUUCGUUACCUGUGCAUGCUGAGUGUUUGCUUACCGAACUCAAGCACAUCAGCUUGGGCUGGCUGAAGCAUUUUUACUGAUUCCCAGUAGGACUCAAGUCAAGAGUAUUUCUGCAGCUGGCUUUCCUUACCUAGUGAGCCGUUCUCGUGUGUUCAUUGAACUACUCUGAAUGUCUGCAAAGUGAGUGUCUUGCUGGUGAAUAUGUUUUACCUUUUGAGCCAUUUUAAAGAAAAACACAUUGAACGCAGCAGCUUUUGUGAAACAAAAGAAUGCAAGGGGCAACGUGUGAGGUGACACGCUGAUCAGGUGUCGCUGGCCUCCCCACGAAUGCAGGUACGGGGUCAGCAUUUCAGAACAGGUGCAGCAUCAGUUGCUGGUCCUUAUCUGUUCGGAAGCUUCCGUGUGAGCACAGAAAGGAUUCCUGAGGGAAGUGGCUGUGUUCCCAGUAGUAAAGUGGUGUUCCUGUAGUGCUGUAAGUCCUGGACUAAAUACUUGUUGUAACUGUUAGUUAGGCAGAUGACAACCCAAUAUACUGCUUUUUAAUAAUGUGACUUAAGUGAACACAUGAGUGUUUUACCAGAUGUUAGAGUUCUUAUGUCAGUGAGUGAGUAAAUGUGCAUGCAGAGAAUUCUUUUCUUCUGGAAAAAACCAAAACAGAACAGAACAAGCUGUGGGCACAGUGCUAAUUCUCCGGGUGGGGGUAGGGUAGGGGGGGUCCUCUUUUUGUUGUUUUUUUUUUUCCUGAAAGUUCUCAUUUCUGACCAUGGAAAGUACACAGUCUGAGACAUGCGUGGAUAGAAAAAGGCUUCUUACUUUUUAUUUAAAAAAAAUUAUAUACAUAUGUUCUUUCUAGAGUCUUAAUUUGGCAGUUAAGAACUAAAUACUUUAGCUUCAGUAAUUACUGCCACCUCUCCGAUACCAUUUGUCACUUUAUUUUCUAUUGGUUGUACAUAACAGUUUUAACCUGGUUGUAGAAUUGGAAUACUAAUUGUAUAGUCUUUACGUUUCAUUUUCAAACAAGGACUCAAGAGCUGCAGGCAGGUGCGCUGCAGUCACCCGCAGGCCACAGCCGGUGUUUACUCCUCUGUCUCGGCGGCGGAAUGGUCAUUUUUGCAGUUGGAGUCAUAGUUCCACCUCUCGGAAGCCACUGAGUGGAUUAGGCAGGAAGGGGGUUUGUCUAGUAGACAAACGGGCCUCCCCCGUGCUGAGAAGCCCUGCUCUGAGGAGGCUGGAGACAGCGCUCAUUUCUCACCUGAGAGGUGAUGUAAAGCAAUCAAGUUCAAUUAUGUUUUUAAAUCUUGUACUUCAAAAUCCUUGCAGUAUUUAAAUUAUUGAUUCUAUUACAAGCCAGGAUCAAAAACGCCAAUAUCUUAUCUAAAGAAACUUCAUAAUCCUGGAGAAAAGGUUUGCCAUGCUUGUUUGAGUAAUUUGACUUAGGGCCAAGGGAUAUACUGCCACCCCUCUUUUUAUUCCCCCGCCCCCCCCACAGAGCAGGAUCCAGUUUACCUGGGGGGAGGGGGAGAGACAGUGUUGGCUUUUGGGAAAAUGUUCCAAAAAUGUGUUUCUACAUUAGUUUUAAGAUGCUAACUAUAUUAAAUAUCUUAACAUCAGGCUUCUCUCCUCCAUAUGGGUUCUAUCAUAGAACACAAUAGGAGACAGGUGCAGCUGGCGUUGCCCUUGCCGAGCUAAUGAUGGUGAGAGUGCCUGACAGCAGCCUGCUGUACGGAUUGAGUGGCCUUGGGUCACUCCUGUUUGUUUGGAGGAAACAGAUAAGCUGGAUGUAUAACCUAGUAGCUACUAUAAGACAGUGUUUACAGAGCUAAUCCUCUUCAAGUCUCAAAACUGAGAGAAACAUUAGUUUUCAGGUUUUGUCCUCACAUCUUUUUUCUUAUUAAAACCUAACCAUAAUGAAGAUAGAAUUUCUGUUUACAUUUUGGGCAUGAUGUGGCUGCGUGCAGAGGCUCCACGCUUUUGAACCCUGUAUUUGAUUCUGCAGUCGUGUGAGACUUUUAUCCUUGACAGCUUAGUACGGAAGCAAGGAGAGGUUUUGAGUUGUUGGGGAUGCAAAGGAAGGAUUGCCUACAUCCUAAUCCCAGCGUCGCUGCCCUCCCUGUUCUGCGAAGCCCAGGGCUGUGUGUGCAAGGCACAGUGCAAACAGGAUCUUACUGAAAGGUAGAUCUGGGCGGAAAGGAACGAGCUCGUAUGGAGCAUAAGCUUGCUCUCACCACCACAUAGUUUUGGCAGAAACCUUUGUGUUACACUUCCCAACGAGGCCAGAGUUGCUGUGGCAAAAAUACCUUUCUAAAGCAAUGGGCUUCAUCUUAGAACCAGUCAAUUUAAAUAAUAUGGACUGUAACCAAGAAAACCCACUUCCAAUAGCGUAACAUUGACACUGUAAGUGGUGACCAGCCCCAUUCUACCUGUAGCCUGUUAGGACUGAGAAUUCCAAAACUCUGUAAGUUAUAAGUGGGGAACAGGGGUGCUGGAUCCUUCUAUAGCAGAGAGCAAGUAGUCUUUCAGGAACAUUUGUGCAAAAGUGUUUGGUUGUUUGUUUGGGGGAGGGGGGUUCUUUUUGUUUUGUUUUGUUUUUUCAGAGGCAGGGUUUCUCUUAAUUCAGGGAUCACCUGUCUUUGCCUCCCAUGCUGGGAUUAAAGGUGUACACCACCACACACACCUUUUUGUAAAACUUAAUUCAUAUAAAUUCAGAUUCGUGGCAAAAAUGUAUCUUCUUUAUAUUCAGCAAAAAGAAAAUUUAUAAUUGAAAGAUUCUAGAUCCAAAAUGCUUAACAAUGUUUACAAUAUUCUUGACUUAAACUCUCUGAUUUAGUACACUCAAUUAUUUGGUGGUCUUAUGGAUUGAAGUCCCAUAGCAAAAGCAAACAGUAUAGUCGCCCUCUCAGCUGACAGACUUAGGAGACAAGAACAAUCUUUAGAAUAGUUCACUUGCUUUCCUUCAGACAGCGUGAAAGGCACCAAAGCAUGUCAGGAGGUGUUGUUAUUGUUGUUUUUUGUUUUUGAUUUUUGGUCUUUUUUUUUUGGUUUGGUUUGGUUUUUUUGUUAUUGUUGUUGGUUGUGGGUUUUGUUUUUGUUUUCAUUUUAAACAAGCUUAUAAAAACAAGAUGCUUGACUUGAAGGGAAAACUAAGAUCAUUUUGUUCAAGAGUAAUUUAUUCCCUAAAGACACGUAACAGCUAUGUACAGGUUAUAAAGAUUGUCCUUGAAGCCGGGUGUGGUGGAGCACACCUUUAAUCCCAGCACUAGGUAGGCAGAGGCAGGAGGAUUUCUGAGUUCGA